AUGUUCUGGGUCGUCAUUCUUGCCAUCACUCUGACCAUUGCUGGUAGUGAUUGCCACGUACCUCGCAGUCCUCCACCACAAUUUCAUCGGGUGGUAAAGAGAGCUAUUACGAAUGGCACCAAUGACACCGGGAACGUCACCGACGCCAUGUUUCCUGCAAAAACAUUCCUGGGCAAUGGCAUAAACAUCUUCGACGUUCAACCUUUCGACAUUGUAAAUAAUGUCCCCGGCGCCGACCCUUGGACCGUACCAGUCAACGUAAACUGCGACACCUCCUCCUCCUCCUCGUCAAGUAAGUCCCGCCUCCCACCCCCAGCCCACCCACUUCUUCCCAAACUCGCCCCUUCCGUAUCGCUCAGCCUCACUAAACCCCACUCCGCAGGCACAUUCGAGCACUGGGACACAGGCUACGAAGCAGCGCAGAAACUGGCCGCGGGCGGCAGUCUGGGGAUCCGGUACGAAGCCAUCAGCGGCGACGUCUCCGUCGACAGCGGCAUCUCGCAGAUUUUCCAAGAAUACUUCGCGUACGCGCUGUUCGACUACAGUUCGCGGGUGCUGGACUGCACGUGGGACCAAUGGGCGCACUCGAUCAACGUCGCCACGCUCAAGCGCAUCCUGGCGAUCGUGCCAGCGUGGCGCGAAGGCGACGCCGCCAUCCUGGAACGCUAUCGCGACCUGUUCGGGCUCGUGGGUACGCAUGUCGUCACGCACGUGAAUUACGGCAGUCGCCUCUCCAUCUCCUCGUGGGCGGACAACAGUGAUGAGGCUGUGCUGCAGAAUUUCUCCGCCAAUGUGGACGCCAGUUUCGGGUUCAUUAUCAGUGGCGAUGUGCAGGCUCAUGCCAAGGACACGGAGUCCUACCACACGUUCUCCAAAUCGUUCCAGAAGAGCGUCGGCUGUCAUGGCGGCGACCAGGUUCUGGCGGGCAAAAUCAUGGGGGACCCCACGGGCCCGGACGUCGGCGACAAUUAUAAAGCCUGGCUGGAUACGACGCGCGAGCGGCCUGACCUUACGGGUAUAGGGGUCGACUCCCUCGACCUGGUGUUGCUGGCCAGUUUGGAUCCCGAGUUGAUGAGCAGGGCGGCCGAUGUCAAGAAUGCGUUUCAGUAUUUGACCAAGCAUCCGAAGACGCAUCGCACGAAUUGUACGAUGAUUGUCAAUUCGGAUUGGGGCGCCAUUUCGCUGCUGAGUCCGAGCGCGACGGUGGAGGAGGUGCAGGGCGGUCAGGUGCCGCCGGAUGUUACGGCCUUUGGGGAGACGAAGUUGAGUUGGUAUAGUACGGCGGGGACUGGGCGGACGGUGGAGAAUCAGAGGAUUGAGUAUGUUUUUUUUCCCUUUCUCCCCACACAUUCUUCUUCCUCCUAG
Messenger RNA from Bacidia gigantensis, 1365 nucleotides. RefSeq lists its product as uncharacterized. The transcript is spliced from 2 exons. The coding region runs from base 1 to 1365 and encodes 454 amino acids. The record is from RefSeq and is a predicted model, not a curated record. Lineage: Eukaryota; Fungi; Ascomycota; Lecanoromycetes; Lecanorales; Ramalinaceae.